Neltuma alba is the source of this 1524-nucleotide messenger RNA. RefSeq names its product solute carrier family 25 member 44. The transcript has 6 exons. Gene Ontology annotation, biological process: transmembrane transport. Lineage: Eukaryota; Viridiplantae; Streptophyta; Magnoliopsida; Fabales; Fabaceae. The record is from RefSeq and is a predicted model, not a curated record. The coding region runs from base 155 to 1114 and encodes 319 amino acids.
AUUACGCGCACAACCUCCCUCCCCUCUCUCACCCGCCACUCGAGCCUUGUUUCCGCUCCAAGAAUUUAGAAGAGUAGCACCUUUCGGCAUUGGAUGGGUUCCUCAGUUUCCUGCGAAAUUUGAUAUAUAUUGGAUCCCGGGGUCCCAAGACCCAAUGACAGCGUCCGAUUCGCGAUCCCACUCGUUCGGCCAGACUGAGAUUAACUGGGACAAGCUAGAUAAAACGAAGUUCUAUGUUGUGGGAGCUGGACUCUUUACAGGUGUCACAUUGGCACUCUACCCAGUUUCUGUAGUGAAGACUAGACUGCAGGUUGCCUCGAAGGAUACUGGAGAAAGAAAUGCAUUUUCUGUUAUAAAGGGAUUACUUAGAACAGAUGGGAUUCCGGGUCUGUAUAGAGGAUUUGGCACAGUCAUCACUGGUGCAAUUCCUGCCAGAAUCAUAUUUCUUACGACCCUAGAGACCACUAAGGUGGCCGCCUUCAGGAUGCUUGAACCAUUUAGACUCUCCGAAACCGGCCAGGCAGCCAUAGCAAAUGGAGCUGCUGGCUUGACAUCAUCACUUUUAGCUCAAGCUGUGUUUGUUCCCAUUGAUGUGGUGAGCCAAAAGUUGAUGGUGCAAGGAUACUCAGGUCAUGCUCAAUAUAAUGGUGGUCUGGAUGUUGCUCGUAAAGUGUUAAGAUCAGAUGGCAUCCGGGGAUUAUAUAAAGGAUUCGGUCUUUCUGUUAUGACAUAUGCUCCUUCUAGUGCUGUAUGGUGGGCAAGCUAUGGUUCAAGCCAACGCUUAAUUUGGAGAUUCUUGGGCUAUGCAGAAAAUAAGGAAGGCAAACCUGGAGUGCAGAAGAUCGUUUUAGUUCAGGCUACCGGGGGAAUUAUUGCUGGCGCAACUGCAUCCUGCAUUACGACACCAUUGGAUACUAUUAAGACACGAUUACAGGUGAUGGGACAUGAAAAUAAAAGCUCUGUGAAACAAGUUGUCAAAGACUUGAUAAACGAGGACGGUUGGAAAGGUUUAUACAGAGGGUUAGGUCCAAGAUUUUUCAGCAUGUCGGCGUGGGGUACUUCUAUGAUAUUAGCUUAUGAAUAUCUGAAGCGCUUGUGUGCAAAAGAUGAAUAGACAGACGCAAACGGUUCACCUCAUCUUCGCCCAAGAUUAGUUCAUGUGGUUAGAAAUCUUCUUCUUGGGCAAUGAUGUUGAAUAAGCAAUAAUGGACUACGAGCCUGCCACCUUAAGCACGGGGUCGGUUCUGGACAUUUAUUAGUCUUAUGAUUGAAGGGUUAAACUACAGGCAUUGAAGUUAUUGCUUCUGAUUAUAAUUGAAACAGCUAUUGGAUGCACUAGCAUAGAUAAGGAAUUUUUCCAACUAGGAACUUUUAUUAGUACCAUUCAUUUUUAAUGACUAGUACGGAUUAGGGAUCUAUUUUAUCAGCAUUGGAUAAUGCUUCAAACUGAGAUGGAGCUCUUUUUAAAUGUAUGAUGCUCGGAUUUGGCUCCAUUUUCGCCAUUUAUUCUUUAGGGUUAUCUAA